Molecule: messenger RNA, 1567 nt
Organism: Nematostella vectensis (starlet sea anemone)
Lineage: Eukaryota; Metazoa; Cnidaria; Anthozoa; Actiniaria; Edwardsiidae
Product: protein ARV1
Exons: 8
Coding region: 107-817 (236 amino acids)
Biological process (GO): sterol metabolic process; sphingolipid metabolic process; regulation of plasma membrane sterol distribution
Cellular component (GO): Golgi apparatus; cortical endoplasmic reticulum
Source: RefSeq, a predicted model, not a curated record
UUUAUAGAAACGCCUGGUUGUUUUCUGUUUUGUGCUCCUAAAAAUAUGGAGAAUAGUUAGCUUUUACAACAUCUAGGAACCUCUGCUUUGAGUCGACGAAAACAAAAUGAGGAGUGGAAAAGUGUGCGUAGAAUGCGGAGAGAAUACAGCGUCAAACAAACUCUUUAGAAAGUUUCAGGGAGGCGCAGUUCGCUUGCUGUUUUGUGAACACUGCUCGAAGGUUAUGGAUAAAUAUCUCGAAUUUGAUCCAGUCCUUGUGUUCUUGGAUGUUCUUCUUCUUAAACCACAAGCAUUCCGACAUGUCCUGAUGAACUUACAGCCUCAGAUCCAUUGGCAGCUUUGUAUGCUGUAUCUUCUUAGCAAUGCCUAUACCAAAUGGUGUAGAACAAACCAGAUUGGGGACUCUGCUUCACACCAUGACCAUACUGUACUGGAACUGAAAUUCUACUGGAUGAUGUUUCUGUCCUGUGUAGAAUUGAUUGCAUUUUUCCUGGGAGUAUUUCUUUCCAUCAAAUUUUUGCUGAGCCUUUCAAAGUCAAAUCACCAAGUGACUUCAUUCAGAGACAUUGUAAGGACGGUUCUGUUAUCUAGUUUUGGCAAGCUAUUGUUCGUCCCUGUGGUGGUUUGGGGGGGCCCCAGUGUGCAGACAGGGCUUCUGCUGACCAGGCUACUUGUUUUUGCAUCAACCACAGUAGCGCUUGGAGUUACACUAAAGAUUCCCUUCACUCGAGCAUCACUUGUAGUUGGCGCGGGUUGCCUGUGUGAAGUGCUUACUUCUCAAGCCUAUGUCAUGUGGGACUCGAAGCGAAUGACGUAACAAAAGAUAGAGUUGAAUAAUCAGGGGCGGACAGUCAAGAUUUAGAAACAAGUUUUGGCAGGCAAAAGAGUGGACACACGAAUAGGCAAUGGGCAUUAAACCUUUGCGUUUUUUUUAUUAAAAGUCAGUUUAGUUACAGACUAGAAAUGAUUUGUUGAGUAUCUAUCAAUGACGCUUGAUUAAACUAUAUCAGUACCUUAAGUACUAUUUAAAGGAUAAUACACAAUAAAGCAGAUCCAGGCAUUGUGCAAAGUGUAACUUUGGCAAAUUUUGAACUGGAAGGCUUGUCAAGAACUUUUUGGUGUAUAGGGCAGGAAUGAAAUAUUAUAAUUCUGCUGCACAAUACCUGAAUCUGUUACUUAAACUACAAAGUAAAUUAUCGAUGCAUGUAGAGAUUCGUAUGGUCCAAUGCUUCCACUUCUAGCCAAACCAUUUCCAUGCUUUUUCCACACGUUUCUUGACCGCCUGCUUAACUUUCCACUAGAACAUACAAGGCAGGAAUUAGUAAACUUCUAAGCCCCGAAAUCGAUUGGAGAAAUCAAAGAGGUUUAGCAGCUUAAAAUUACUGACUAGAGGUAAUAGAACUGACUGCAAAAUAUUGAAUCGCAGUAAAGCUUUUUGAUUUAUUUGAGAUACGUUGCAUACCAUGUAUUCCUUCAUCUUAGGCUUCUUGUCCUCCUGAAAUAUGAAAUAGAAACGGUUGUUAAUUUAUUGUCACGUUCUUAAUUAAAUAAAAUGGGAGUUGCUUAA